Myotis daubentonii (Daubenton's bat) is the source of this 2419-nucleotide messenger RNA. Its product is annotated as leukocyte receptor cluster member 8-like. The coding region runs from base 137 to 2413 and encodes 758 amino acids. Lineage: Eukaryota; Metazoa; Chordata; Mammalia; Chiroptera; Vespertilionidae. The transcript has a single exon. The record is from RefSeq and is a predicted model, not a curated record.
AAUCAGCUCGCGAGCUUCCCCUCGGAGGUGGUGGUGUUGCCUUGUCCCGCAGCUGCCGAGUCCCCGGGCGAACGGCAGAGACAGGAGAAGAAGCAGUCUGGCUCCCGAGGUCCCCCCCUUCCACCCCAAGGUCCAGAUGGCGGCCAAUGUGGUUGAUCAGCGCGGCACAGUCUGGUCCUCCCAGUACAGCAUGGUGGCCGGGGCGGGCUGGGAGAACGGCAUGGAGAUGCCCAUGCACGAGAACCCGGCGUGGGAGAAGGCCCGCCAGGCCCUGGCCAGCAUCGGCAAGGCGGGCGCUGCCGGCAGCUCCAAGGCCAGCAGCAAUGGGCCUGAGGCCGGCUCACAGUAUGUGCCUCAGGCAGAAGCCUGGGCCCUGCAGCAGCAGCAGCACUUCUGCCAGUGGUACCCGCAGUACAGCUAUGCCUACCCCGUGCCCCCCACCCCACCCCACCCGCGUCCCCGCAUGGAUGACGGCGGGUCCUACCAGGCCUCUCCACCGCAGCUGCCAGCAGCUCAAGCCCCUCAACCCUCCAACCCCUCGCAUGGGGCUCCCGCUCUGAACAGCGGCCCCCCGCCUGGGACCACGCCAGCCACACAGCACAGCCAGGCGGGGCCCACCUCGGGCCAGGCCUCCGGGCACACCUACACCGAGCAGGCCAAGCCCACGAAGGGCCAGCAGCAGUGCAACCGCAUGAAGCCGGCCCCCUGCACUGGUGGUAUCAAGUUCAACAUUCGGACACGGCCCUUCGCUGUCACCAACCAGAACUUCAGCAGCUCCACCUCGGAGGGCCAGCACAGCGGCUUGGGCCCCCAGCCCAACCCCGAGAAGGCCCAGAACCACAGGGGGAGCCGGUCCGGGAAGCCAGACGAAUGGCCGCAGGACAUGAAGGAGUAUGUGCAGCGCUGCUUCGCGGCCUGCGAGUCAGAAGAGGACAAGGACCGCACGGAGAGGCUGCUCAAGGCGGUGCUGCAGGCCCGGCUCCGGGAUGGCUCCGCCUAUACCGUCGCCUGGAGCCGGGAGCCUCUGGCCGGGCUGCCCCGGGACACUGUGGCAGGGAGCCCCAAGAAGAAGCGGUGGGAGGCCCCCAGCAGCCUUCACCCUCCCAGGGGGGCAGGCGCCACGACCAGGGGCGGGGGUGCCCAGUCACAGCGAGGGAGGCCAGGGGCUGGGGGUGCUGGCCGAGCGCGGAGCAGCUUUGCCAAGUUCGGCCACCGCAAUGUCUUCAUGAAGGACCACAGCUCCUCCUCCGGCACAGAAUCCCGAUCCCGCUCCUCCUCCCGGUCCCCGACCCGCCACUUCCGCCACAGUGACUCCCACUCGGACGCGGACAGUUCCUACUCAGAGAAUGAGUGUCCACCUGUGGGUCGCCGGAACCCGCCCCCCAAGGGCCGAGGAGGUCGGGGGGCCCAGCUGGAACGGGGCCGAGGCAGGGCGCAGCGAGGGGGCAGGCCUGAUCUAGCGCCCACCAAGCGCAAGCGCAAGCGCAAGCGGAUGGCGGCGCUGGAGGGUGAGGACCCCGAGCGCGAGCUGAAGAAGCAGAAGCGGGCAGCCCGCUUCCAGCCCGGACAUUCCGGCCGCCUGCGCCUCGAGCCCCUGGUGCUGCAGGUGGGCGGCCUGGAGAGCAGCGGGGGUGACCCCGACUGGCAGGAGCUGCAGAUCGUGGGCACCUGCCCUGACAUCACCAAGCCCUACCUGCGUCUCACCUGCGCCCCCGACCCGUCCACGGUGCGCCCUGUGGCGGUCUUGAAGAAGUCCCUGUGCAUGGUCAAGUCCCAGUGGAAAGAGAAGCAGGACUACGCCUUCGCCUGCGAGCAGAUGAAGUCCAUCCGGCAGGACCUGAUGGUGCAAGGCGUGCGCACCGAAUUCACCGUGGAGGCGUACGAGACGCACGCCCACAUCGCCUUGGAGAAGGGUGACCAUGAGGAGUUCAACCAGUGCCAGACGCAGCUCAAGUCGCUGUACGCGGAGAGCCUGCCCGGCCACGUGGGUGAGUUCACCGCCUACCGCAUCCUCUACUACAUCUUCACCAACAACUCGGGGGACAUCACCACGGAGCUGGCCCACCUGACGCGGGAGCUGAAGGCGGACCCCUGUGUGGCCCACGCCUUGGCGCUGAGGGCAGCCUGGGCUCUGGGCAACUACCACCGCUUCUUCCGGCUCUACCGCCAUGCGCCCCGGAUGUCUGGCUACCUCAUUGACAAGUUUGUGGACCGGGAGCGUCAAGCCGCCCUCAAGGCCAUGAUCAAAACCUUCCGCCCUGCGCUGUCCGUCUCCCACCUGCAGGCCGAGCUGGCCUUCGAGGGCGAGGCUGCCUGCCGGGCCUUCCUAGAGCCCCUAGGCCUGGCCUACACGGGCCCGGACCUCGCCAGCAUCGACUGCCGCCGCAGCCUGGCGCAGCUGUCCGCCCUCUGAGCACCG